AUGUCAGCGCCCUCACCCCUCCCAACCUACCUCUACAAGAUCCUGCCUUCUGCCCCGCCAUCACCCCUCCCCACGCGUCUUCCACUCUCAGAUCUCGACCGCAAUGACGGCUACAUCCACCUCUCGACGUCGGAGCAAGUACCUGGCACCGCCGACAAGUUCUUCAGCGACGUCUCGGAAUUGUGGCUGCUGAAGAUCAAGUACGAGGUGCUGGUUGCGGGCACAAACGGCGACGGACAGGUUCAUGCGGACAAGAAGGCCGAGCUUAAAUGGGAAGAGGUCGGACGAGGUUGCUUUGCACAUUUUUAUGGGGCAGACCUGGGCAAUGGAAACGUAGAAAGUGCGCACAAGGUUGAGAAGAAGGGCAGCUGGGUUGACAGCUUGAACCUGGAAUGGUGA
This is a messenger RNA of Alternaria atra, 399 nucleotides long. RefSeq lists its product as uncharacterized. The coding region runs from base 1 to 399 and encodes 132 amino acids. The record is from RefSeq and is a predicted model, not a curated record. Lineage: Eukaryota; Fungi; Ascomycota; Dothideomycetes; Pleosporales; Pleosporaceae. The transcript has a single exon.